GAGAGAUAGCGAGAGAAAGCAAGCAAGAGAGGGGAGCAAGGGAGAACGGGCGAGGGAGAGCGAGACAAAGCUAUGAAAUUAAUCUGUGCGGUUUGCCUGCUGUUUCUCUGCCCAGCUCUGAGCCUUCAUAAAAGACAGAGCUAUGAGGGUCUGGAGCGGAAGCUGAAGGAGGUGUUCACAGAGAGGGCUGGGAUCCUGCGUCAACUCUCCAAAACAUCAAACGAAUUAGACAACAUAAAAGGCAACCUAAAGUCUCUAAAAAAUGGCGAGAGGGUGCCCAAGAAGGAUGUGCAGAGGAUCCUGGAGCUCAGCCAGAAGCAAAGGGAAGAGAUGAAGUCUCUCCAGGCAGCACUACAGAAGCAGCUGGACGAGGCUACAGAGAGAGCCGCGAAACAGCAAGCCACAAUCAAUUUCUUGAAGACAGAGAUGGAGAGGAAGAGCAAAAUCAUCAAGGACUUGCAGCAGGAGAACAAAAGCUUGAAGAACAAACUUCUCUCUGGCAACAAGCUGUGCGGCAUUCACGCGGAAGAGUCCAAAAAAAUCCAGGCUCAACUGAAAGAGCUACGAUAUGGGAAAAAGGAUUUGAUUUUUAAGGGACAGCAGCUAACAGACCUUGAACACAAGUUAACUGCAGCUAAAGAAGAGCUGGAGAAGGCAUCAUUGGACAAGGAGUCACAGCUGAAAGCAUUAAAGGACACAGCACAUCUCUGCUUCUCUUUUGUACUACACAACCAGCCUUCCCACACCCAUGGACUCCCCACCACACACCCUGAUAUGUUGAGGUACUCCACCCUUGCCAACAACUCCAGAGUCACCUACCAGCAGCCACACGGCAAGGACAUCCCUAAGAUACUAAGGAUUGUUACAACAAACAAGACACCUUUGAACACACAGCUCAUGAAGAGGGAAAACGUACAGCCCAAGGCCUGCCAAGCAGAAAAGCAGAAAUCUCAACAGUGGCCGAAGGUUGGAAACGAUAUUGCAAAGCCAUCUGAAGACACCGAGCAAGCAAAGGGAAGCGAGAAAAAUGCACAGGAAGAGCCACACAUGAAAGAGAGGAGUGGGACUCCAGCUCAGCUGUGAACCUUCCGGGACUUUCCGUACACUCUUGAUGAUGACAGUUUGGGUCGGUUUAGUACAAAGGCAUGCGAUCCUCAUGUUAAAGCCACAGAGAAUAUGCACACACAGACACAAGCACACACAGUAUUGCAUAGGAAAACACAUCAGCCCAGAUUCAGUUCAACUGCAGCGCGCUUUAUCCUUAAUAUUGAGUCCUCAGAGAAUACUACUUUUAUUAAAUUAAAUUAAGAGAAUGAGAAUGAAACAUUUUAAGCAUUGACAAUUCACAUUUAAAUUAAUUGCAGCUAAGGACAAAAUACCUUGCAGUUAAACUAAUCUAUUCCCUAUAUUUUGUAUCAGCAUGUGUUAUAGCCCAGCAGAAUUUGCAAUUGGACUUGAAUGGUUGUAUAAAUAGCUUUGUGUUUUUUUUAAAAGCUUAAGAUGGCGGUGAAGUUUAACUGAAGUAAUAUUUCAUACACAUUAGAUUUACAGAUUUUUCUUUUUUCUAGGCAUAGGUUAUUCCCUAUAUCAUGCUUGCCUAACCAAAAAGGAAUACGCAGAUCUGCGACCCUUGGGAACACAACCGGUUUCUGCUAAUGUCGAUCGGCUGGUCAGCUUAUUUGGGUUUUAUUUUGCAACACUACUGGAGACUUCAAUAUGCCAAAGGUUUAUACAAUUAAUUAUGUACAGUGUCCUGAGCAUGUUUAAUCAGACCUAUACCAUUAUCAGAUUCUUGUCAUUUCAAUAAAAAAGUAAUUAAUUAGAUUUUUUGGGAACGGACCUUGAGUAAAAUCCUGAAGAGAAACUCAAUUUAAUUUCCCAAGGGAAACGCACCGUUAUUGAACAGAAAUGUCAAAGGGAGGCCAGCCGGUGAUGUGAACAUGACACACAAUACUCAAGGGCAGAGGAAGGGGUCUGAACAUUUUAAAGCAACUGUACCUUAUCACUUCAAUACACAUUAAAACUGUACUGCAAGCAUGUGUCCUUGAGUUAGACUCCCUCAGGUUUUCGUUACUUCCACAAUACGGGGCUCUGCACCAGAUAAUGAGGUAAAAAAGCAUGGGUGCGUGGAGGUAGAAAGUUAACGAUGAUUUCUCCCGAGUUGACUCAUACUAGAUCAUUCUAUCUGAGUUUCCAAAACGACCUGUGAGAGAGUGUGCGUCCAUUUGUGGCUUGGUUCAUCGAGCGAGACGCUCUUAUCUUAGAUUGCUGGGUUACAGGCCCAGGUUGGUUUGUAGUGUACGGGGCCGAUCGCACCGAACAUGCUUUAUCAGCUGGGGGUUCUUAUGAUCAUAAGCAUUUUCCAGUCUGCUUUUGGGCACCAGGAGCCUCACGUUUACCUGUCCCAGGUGC
Conger conger (European conger) is the source of this 2412-nucleotide messenger RNA. RefSeq names its product leucine zipper protein 2 (gene luzp2). Lineage: Eukaryota; Metazoa; Chordata; Actinopteri; Anguilliformes; Congridae. Bases 73 to 1083 code for a protein of 336 amino acids. The record is from RefSeq and is a predicted model, not a curated record. The transcript is spliced from 11 exons.